Molecule: messenger RNA, 2838 nt
Organism: Nylanderia fulva
Lineage: Eukaryota; Metazoa; Arthropoda; Insecta; Hymenoptera; Formicidae
Source: RefSeq, a predicted model, not a curated record
AUGAAAUGUCCCGUUUGUCAGAAACCGCAUCUAUUAUUUGCGUGUCCGGAAUUUCGAAAUAAACCCGCAAGCGAACGUCGAGAAAUAGCUCAAAGGGUUCGGUGCUGUUACAAUUGUCUGAGUACCAAGCAUAAUCGGAAAAAUUGCCAAAGCAAACAUACGUGUCAACAGUGUCAACAGAAGCAUCAUACUCUUCUCCACGAAGUCGACACGAGUAAAGUUAAUGAAGCACGCUCUCCGACUGCGAGCACCUCGACGGCGGAUGAACCCGUCUCGAUUAAUACGCACGUUGUUUCACGCGUUAACUUUUCAAAAACUGGCAUUCUACUAGCGACAGCUUGGGUCGCGGUUCAUAGCGCUACCGGUACCCGGGACGUCGUACGCGCAUUAUUGGAUCAGGGCUCGGUCACAACUCUCAUUUCAGAACGAUUAGCUCAACGCUUGCGACUUAAGCGAUCUCGUGUUUCAGUCUCGAUAACAGGCAUCGGAUGCGCGGCGUCCGUUGCCAAACAAGCAGCACGGAUUGACAUCUCCCCCCGCGACAUGUCAGGUCCUGUGUUGUCCGUGACUGCGUUGAUAUUAAAGACAUUAACAAAUUACAUUCCACAGCGCGUAGAAUCUCUCGCCGAGUUGGAAUAUCUGCGCUCUCUCAAUCUAGCCGACAGCGAUCCAACAAGCUCGGAGCCCAUCGAUAUCAUUAUUGGAGCUGACCUUUACGGAUCAGUUCUGAGAUCAGGCAUUCGAUCGCGAUCUUCACAAGAACCCGUAGCGCAAAACUCCAUUUUCGGGUGGAUUCUCUCCGGACCUAUGUUCACGGAACUAGAGUCCGCCUCCCAUCAGUUAUCGACGCAUCACUGCACAGUGUAUGCGGACCUCGAUAUGCAGUUGAAGCGCUUUUGGGAGAUUGAAGAACUCCCUCGUUCGCGUCACAUAUCUCCGGAGGAAAAGCGGUGCGAAGAACAUUUCGCGUCGACUCAUUCUCGCUCUCCGACCGGGAGAUACAUAGUCAGGCUCCCAUUCAAAACGCCUCCUCCAUUGAGCCUCGGCGAUUCAAGGUCGGCGGCUCUAGCCUUGUAUACUCGAGCCGAAGCUCGUUUGAAAGCGCGGCCUGAACAAGCAACCGAAUACCACGCGUUUUUACAAGAGUAUAAACAAUUAGGACACAUGAUGAAAGUGUCAUCGCCGCGCCACAAUUCUAAUCAAAUAAUUUACAUUCCUCAUCAUGCAGUCAUACGUGAACACAGUGCCACGACCCAUCUGCGUGUCGUGUUCAAUGCCUCCUCGCCUACGUCAAAUGUUGAUCAACGCGACACCGACUAUCAACGGAUUCUUUGGCGAUCCGAUGUCGACGCUCCGAUAGAAGACUAUCAAUUGCAAACCGUGACUUACGGUACAGCAAGCGCACCUUACUUGGCCAUCCGAGUUUUAAACCAACUCGCUCUCGAUGACGGCCAUGACUUUCCCGCCGCAGUACCAGUCCUUCAACAGCAUACUUAUGUUGAUGAUUGUGUUUUCGGCGCAGACGAUAUCCCGCUCGCUCGUAAGACAAAGGAUCAGCUUGUAUCCUUACUCAAUAGAGCAGGCUUUCAACUUCGCAAGUGGGCAAGCAACAAUCAGUCGUUGCUUGCUGAUAUCGAUCCUCAUGAUCAUGGUCUGGCGCAAGCCAAGACCCUGCAAACGGACGAUUCUCUAAAGGUCUUGGGUCUCAAAUGGAACCCAUACGUUGACGCGUUUCAGUUUGAAAUAUCGCUGUCGACCGAGGUUCCUGCAACAAAACGCGCCGUUUUAGCGACCAUCGCUACCAUAUUUGAUCCACUUGGGUGGUUAACACCCGUCGUAAUAACAGCGAAGAUCUUUAUGCAAAAACUGUGGACGGCGCGAUGUGAGUGGGACGCCGUGCUUCCCCAUGAAUUGUUCGCUGCUUGGCGUAGCUACUACGCGCACCUAUCGACUCUGCGCGAGAUUUUAAUUCCGCGAUGGAACGGGUAUGGGUCCGACACGGUUUCAGCGGAAAUUCAUGGAUUCGCAGACGCGUCUACUGCCGCGUAUGGAGCCGUCGUUUAUUUAAAACUGACCAAACGUAACGGAUCAGUCAAAAUCACGUUGAUGAGCGCGAAAUCUAAAGUCGCCCCGCUUAAACCCCUCACGGUUCCGCGGUUGGAAUUAUCCGCGACGGUGUUAUUAGCUCGCCUCAUUGCAUUCGUGCGAACUCUGAUCCCUAUCCCUUCAAUGAUUUGUCACUGUUGGACAGAUUCCACGGUCGUACUAGCAUGGCUCAAGCAAUCUCCCGCUCGAUGGAAAAUUUUCGUGGCCAAUAGGGUCCACGAGGUUCAAAGUCAAGUUCCAGACGCGAUAUGGCACCACGUUCCAUCACCGCAAAACCCUGCCGAUCUCGCUUCACGAGGCGUCCAGCCGGCCGACCUAAAGGAGCAUUUAUUAUGGUGGCAAGGCCCCGCGUGGCUUCAGUUACCCUCGACUCAAUGGCCGGAGGGAAGUGAAUCUGUCACAACAGAGUCGCUUACGGAGGCUCGCGCUCAUGUACAUAUCGCUCAAACCCCCAACGAAUGGGAAUUAAUGACGCGUUUUUCGUCAUGGACAAAAUUAUUGCGAGUGACCGCAUAUAUACGGCGAUUCACGCAACGUCUUCGAUAUCGCCGGUCACAGCCAUUGGCGAGCCCUAACGCUCCGGUGAACAUCACCAAACUAUCGCUGUCGCUAGCACCGGAUGAGAUUGAUUCCGCGCGAAAAUUUUGGUUGAAGUCCAUUCAACAACAACUGUUCUCGACAGAGCUGUUACGUUUAAAGGACGUAAGUCCGUGCAAAAGGGCAGCAAACUAG